Olea europaea var. sylvestris is the source of this 3530-nucleotide messenger RNA. Its product is annotated as LRR receptor-like serine/threonine-protein kinase RCH1. Lineage: Eukaryota; Viridiplantae; Streptophyta; Magnoliopsida; Lamiales; Oleaceae. Gene Ontology annotation, biological process: protein phosphorylation; hormone-mediated signaling pathway. Gene Ontology annotation, molecular function: protein kinase activity; ATP binding; protein binding. The transcript is spliced from 2 exons. Gene Ontology annotation, cellular component: plasma membrane. The record is from RefSeq and is a predicted model, not a curated record. The coding region runs from base 53 to 3484 and encodes 1143 amino acids.
UUCACAAAUUUGCAUGAGCUUCAAGAAAAACUGGUUUGGGAUUUGAAGCCAAAUGCAAAUGCCGAUGUCGAGGCAAUUAAUCUUGAACAACACGAAUUUCCUCCACUAUUUCUGCUAUUUCUUCCUUCUUUUGCUAAAAAAUUUUCCCCACAAUGUCAAUGCAGCAAAUAUUGAAGUUCUUGUACUGUUUUCAUGGCUCCAUUCUUCUCCUUCACCACCUUCUUCGUUUUCAAAUUGGAACCCACAGGACUCAAAUCCAUGUGAAUGGGCAUUCAUUAAAUGUUCUUCAGAUAAUUUUGUUACAGAAAUUGAUAUUCAAUCCAUUCAGUUUGCUGUUCCUGUUCCUUCUAAUUUUUCCUCUCUUCAUUUUCUUGAAAAACUUGUCAUUUCUGGUGCAAAUCUAACUGGAAGAAUCCCACCUGAAAUUGGAGAAUGUAUUUCUCUUAAAACCCUUGACUUAAGUUCAAAUAAUCUUGUGGGAAGUAUUCCAGGAACCAUUGGGAAGCUUCAAAAACUGGAGGAUUUGAUACUGAACUCUAAUCAACUCACAGGAAAAAUCCCAUUAGAGAUUGGGAAUUGUAUCAGCCUUAGAAAUCUUUUGGUAUUUGAUAAUAAGCUCAGUGGGAAUCUGCCUGUUGAGUUGGGAAAAAUUAUUUCUUUAGAAGUUAUAAGGGCUGGAGGGAAUAAGGACAUUUAUGGGAAAAUCCCUGAUGAAAUUGGGGAUUGUCAGAAUUUGGAAGUUCUGGGCUUGGCUGAUACAAAAAUUUCUGGCUCUAUCCCUGCUUCAUUGGGUAAGUUGAAAAAUCUUCAAGUUUUUUCAGCUUAUACUACAAUGCUUUCAGGGGAAAUUCCACCAGAUUUAGGUAACUGUUCAGAGCUAGUUGAUUUGUAUUUGUAUGAGAAUAAUCUUUCAGGUUCACUUCCAGGAGAGUUGGGGAAGCUUCAAAAACUGCAGAAAAUGUUGCUAUGGCAGAACAAUUUGAUGGGCUCUAUUCCUGAUGAAAUUGGGAAUAUCAAAAGUUUGGUCAUUCUUGAUCUUUCACUGAAUUUUUUUACAGGAAGUAUUCCUUGGUCUUUAGGGAAUCUUUCAAAUCUUGAAGAGUUGAUGCUCAGUAGCAACAAUAUUUCCGGUUCUAUCCCAACUAGCCUUUCCAAUGCCACUAGCUUAAUUCAAUUUCAGUUUGAUGCUAAUCAGAUUUCCGGUUCAAUUCCAUCAGCACUUGGAUUUCUGACACAGAUGGAGGUGUUUUUUGGGUGGGGUAACAAGCUUGAAGGAAGCAUUCCUACGGCAUUGGCAGGGUGUACAAGUCUUCAGGCGUUGGAUUUGUCACACAAUGCUCUUACUGGUAGUUUGCCCCCUACACUUUUUCAGCUUAAAAAUUUAACUAAGCUUCUCUUGAUUUUUAAUGAUAUUUCGGGUUUUAUUCCUCAAGAGUUAGGUGAUUGCAACUCCCUUAUUCGUUUAAGACUUGAAGGCAAUAAAAUCAGUGGACAAAUCCCGAAAGAAAUCGGUUUUUUGAACAACCUCAGUUUUCUUGACCUCUCUAGAAACCAUCUUAGUGGAUCACUCCCUAAUGAAAUUGGCAAUUGCAAAGAACUGCAGAUGCUGAACCUUGCCAACAAUUCGUUUAGUGGCAAUCUGCCAAGUUCUCUAUCUUCUCUUAGUAAGCUCGAGGUAUUGGAUGUUUCCAUGAAUCAAUUCGUUGGUCAAAUUCCAGGGAGUUUUGGUGAACUUUUUGCCCUUAACAGACUCAUUCUUAGCGGCAAUUCCUUAUCUGGGAAAAUCCCAUUGACCUUGGGGCAUUGUUCGAGGCUUCAAUUGCUUGAUUUAAGCAGCAAUGGGCUGUUUGGCAGCAUCCCGGUGGAAAUAUUUGAAAUUGAGGCCUUAGAAAUUGCUUUAAAUUUGAGCUGGAAUAUCUUGACAGGGGUAAUUCCACCUCAGAUAAAUGCUCUCAAUAAGCUUAAUGUAUUAGACCUUUCACACAACAAGCUCGGAGGAGAUUUGAUGGCUCUUUCGGGGCUUGUGAACCUUGUUUCCUUGAAUGUCUCCCAUAAUAAUUUCACAGGCUAUCUCCCGGACAAUAAACUGUUCAGACAGUUAUCAGCAACUGAACUUUCUGGCAAUCAAGGCUUGUGCACUGGAGGGCACGACUCGUGUUUCCUAAGCAAUGUACAAGGUAUGGGAAUGCCACAUGAUAGAAAUAUUACAUUUUCUUGGAGACUCAAACUGGCUAUUGCGUUGCUCGUUGUUUUGACAGUAGCCUUAGCAGUUCUUGGAGUAUUAGCACUUCUUAGAGUUAGAAAAAUGAAUAAAGCAGACAAUGAUUCUGAAUUAGGAGGUGGCGAUUCAAUGUCUUGGAAAUUCACUCCAUUCCAGAAGCUGAAUUUCUCAGUCGAGCAAGUUUUGAAAUGUCUAGUGGAAGCAAAUGUGAUUGGUAAAGGGUGUUCUGGGAUUGUUUACCGAGCAGAACUAGAUAACGCAGAAGUCAUUGCGGUGAAGAAGCUAUGGUCAACUACAAUAGAAGCUGGUUAUAAUUGUCAAAAUGAUAGAUUGGGGAUUAAUGGAGUUCGUGAUUCCUUUUCAACUGAGGUUAAGACACUCGGUUCAAUCCGGCAUAAGAAUAUUGUAAAGUUCUUAGGUUGCUGCUGGAAUCAGAACACAAGGUUGCUCAUGUACGAUUACAUGCCUAAUGGAAGCCUAGGAAGUCUCCUUCACGAACGCAGUGGAGGCUGCUUGGAGUGGGACGUGAGGUACCGGAUUAUAUUAGGUGCAGCUCAAGGUUUGGCUUACCUACAUCAUGAUUGUGUACCUCCCAUUAUUCACAGGGACAUCAAAGCCAACAACAUUUUAAUUGGCUUUGAUUUUGAGCCUUAUAUCGCUGAUUUUGGACUUGCCAAACUUCUUGAUGAUGGAGGCUUUGGUCUGUCCUCCAACACCGUUGCUGGUUCCUACGGUUAUUUUGCUCCAGAGUGUGGAUUCAUGAGGAAAAUAACAGAAAAGAGCGAUGUUUACAGCUAUGGUGUUGUUGUACUCGAAGUUCUAACGGGAAAGCAACCAAUAGAUCCUACCAUACCCGAAGGACUUCACAUUGUAGAUUGGGUGAGGCAGAAAAGGGGUCGAAUAGACAUGUUCGACUCAAGCUUACGAGCUCGGCCAGAACCCGAGAUUGAAGAAAUGAUGCAAACCUUAGGAGUGGCUAUGCUUUGUGUUAACCCAUCCCCCAGUGACCGGCCUACGAUGAAGGAUAUAGCAGCAAUGCUGAAGGAGAUAAGGCAUGAAAGAGAGGAAAAUUUGAAAGCCAAUUCUUCGAAUCUCAAAGGCUCAGUUAGUGAUGGACAAGAAACUAAGAGCUCCAACGGAGGUUCAUCUUCAACAAUGAGCUUGUAUUUGCAAAGCAAUAAUUCAAGCUUUUCUGCAUCUUCAUUACUAAAUUCUGGUUCCUCCAACGGAAAAUUUGGUUUGCAAAAUAAUAGACGCUACUAAUUUGUUGUAAUUUUAACAGAGAUCACUGCUUUUUAUUCCUCUCUAA